Mesocricetus auratus (golden hamster) is the source of this 1502-nucleotide messenger RNA. RefSeq names its product actin-85C-like. The record is from RefSeq and is a predicted model, not a curated record. The transcript is spliced from 10 exons. The coding region runs from base 238 to 1356 and encodes 372 amino acids. Lineage: Eukaryota; Metazoa; Chordata; Mammalia; Rodentia; Cricetidae.
ACCCUGUCCUUGCAGGGGGUAGGGUGGGGUGGGAGGAAGGUCUGUGGUCUCCCUCAGAGACAGCAGAAAGGGGCAUGCUCCCAAGCAAGAUCAGCUGAUCCUGAAUAAACACACUUGGGACCAGCCACAGAUGCCCAGGCUGUCCCCAGGGAGCACGCAGACCUCGAGGAGACCCUAGCCUCCUGCCCGGCUGUUUCCAGAGCCCUGAGCCAGGUGUGUUCAGAUCACUACAACACGAUGGACCACACACCCCUCAUCUGUGACUAUGGUUCUGGCUUCAGUAAGGUGGGCUUUGUAGGAACCGAGGCCCCUCUGGCUGUCUUCCCCACCAUCAUUGGGAAACUGAAACAUAACAACCUGCUGGUAGGGGUGGAGGAAGAAGACUGUUUCAUUGGAAGUGAGGCCCUGAAUAAUCUAAAACAACUGAACCUAAACUAUCCUAUCACCCGGGGAACCAUCACCAACUGGGACAAUAUGGAGAAGAUUUGGCAUCACUCCUUCUACCAUGUCCUCCACAUCGCCCCUGAGCAGCACCCUGUAAUGAUAACAGAGCCACCAUUAAAUAGAGCAGACGUUAAAUCAAGAAUUACUCAGAUCCUAUUUGAAACCUUCAACGUCCCUGCCAUGUACAUGGCUAAUCAAGGGGUCCUCUCCAUGUACGCUGCUGGCAGAAUCUCAGGAACGACUAUUGAAUCUGGAGAAGGGAUGACAUACAUCGUGCCUAUCAUUAAUGGCUAUCCCCUGCAACUGUCGACCGCCAAGCUGGACGUAGCUGGCCAAGACCUGACUGUGUACCUCCUGAAACUGCUGUCAGACAGUGGGAACUUGUUAGUGAGCACAGCUGACCGUGAGUACAUCCGGAACCUGAAAGAGAAACACAGCUAUGUGGCACUGGACUAUGAUAUGGAAAUGUCAAAAACUGCAGCACCCUCUUUCCAGAAAAAAUUCCAGUUGCCUGAUGGCAAAGAGGUCAAUCUGGGGCAGGAGGCUUUCAUGUGCUCAGAGGCGCUCUUCAACACCAGCCUCACAGGGAGUACCAACCCUGGGAUCCACAUGCAGGCCCAGCAGAGCAUCACAUCCUGUGACCACUCCCACUGGAAGACUCUUUUUGGUCAUAUCAUGCUGUCUGGCGGCACUGGUGCCUGCUCAGGUCUACAAUUCCGGCUGCAGAGAGAGAUAUCAAAACUGGUCUCUCCAGACCUCUGUGUGAAGGUGGCCACCUCUCCAUAUGCCAAGUGUGGUGCCUGGGUAGGUGCCUCCAUCUUGUGCUCUCUCCCUAUGUUCAAGGACAUGUGGGUCACAAGUCAUGAAUAUAGGGAAAUUGGCCCUUCCGUCAUGUGUAGAAGAAACCUCUGACUGGUGGCUUUCAGGUUCCAUCACCUAGGCCAACAUUACCAUGUCCAGACUGAGCCUCAGCCUUAUGCAGUAGGUCACAGUUAGAACAAGAUUACAGCAAAGCCCCCUUUUUCCUGGAAGACAGUAAAAGUGUGCAACAGGGCUAA